CCUGGGAGCGUGCCCGGACUGCGGCGCAGCUCCAGUCCGCCGCCCCGGCCCGGCCGAGCCCCCAGCUUGCGCCGCGCUCCUCCAAAGCAGGCGCCCGGCGACACUGCAGGGGUGGCGUUGCCGCCAGCAGCUGGGCUUGGCGCCGGUGCCUGAGAGCUGCGGGAGGCGGGCCGGGAGCCUCGAGCCCCGACCGGAACCCGAGCCCGAGCCGGAGCAGCGGCCCCACCGCGGAGCCGGGCCACUGCAGCAGGCACCAUGGCGGUGGACGUGGCAGAGUAUCAUCUGAGUGUCAUCAAGAGCCCCCCUGGCUGGGAGGUGGGUGUCUAUGCUGCAGGAGCCCUGGCACUGCUGGGAAUAGCAGCUGUGAGCCUGUGGAAGCUCUGGACAUCUGGAAGCUUCCCCAGUCCCUCCCCAUUCCCAAAUUACGACUACAGGUACCUUCAGCAGAAGUAUGGAGAGACCUACACAGAGGCCAGGCAGAAGAGAGCACCCACCUGGAAUGCCCAGCGACCUGGCACACGGGGACCGCCCAGUCGCAAAGGCAGCCUCAGCAUCGAGGACACCUUUGAGAGCAUCAGCGAGCUAGGGCCCCUGGAGCUGAUGGGCCGGGAGCUAGACCUAGCCCCCUAUGGGACUCUCCGGAAGUCCCAGUCGGCUGACUCCCUGAACUCCAUCUCCUCUGUGAGCAACACCUUUGGGCAAGACUUCACACUGGGCCAGGUGGAGGUGAGCAUGGACUAUGACGGGGCCUCCCACACCCUGCACGUGGCCGUGCUGCAGGGCAAGGACCUCCUGGAGCGGGAAGAAGCCAGCUUCGAGUCCUGCUUCAUGCGCGUCAGCCUCCUGCCCGACGAGCAGAUCGUGGGCAUUUCUCGGAUCCAGAGAAAUGCCUACUCUAUCUUCUUCGAUGAAAAGUUCUCCAUCCCCCUGGAUCCCACAGCCUUGGAGGAGAAGAGUCUGCGGUUUUCUGUGUUUGGCAUUGAUGAAGAUGAACGGAAUGUCAGCACGGGGGUGGUGGAGCUGAAGCUUUCUGUGCUUGACCUCCCACUGCAGCCCUUCAGUGGCUGGCUCUACUUACAGGACCAGAACAAGGUCGCCGACGCUGUGGGGGAGAUCCUGCUCUCCCUCAGCUACCUCCCUACGGCUGAGCGCCUAACCGUGGUUGUGGUGAAGGCCAAGAAUCUCAUCUGGACCAACGACAAGACCACAGCGGAUCCCUUCGUCAAGGUAUACCUGCUACAGGAUGGGAGAAAGAUGAGCAAAAAGAAGACAGCGGUGAAGCGCGAUGACCCCAACCCAGUGUUCAACGAAGCCAUGAUCUUCUCCGUCCCAGCCAUUGUGCUCCAGGACCUGUCUCUCCGGGUGACAGUGGCUGAGAGCAGCAGCGAUGGCCGUGGAGACAACGUGGGCCACGUCAUCAUCGGGCCAUCGGCCAGUGGCAUGGGCACCACGCACUGGAACCAGAUGCUGGCCACUCUGCGCAGGCCUGUGUCCAUGUGGCACCCUGUCCGGCGAAACUAGCAGCCAGAGCCAGCCAGGUGGGCAGUGGAGCCACUGGAGCCUGGCAUAAACUCAGCUCUAUCCAGCACCCUCUCCAAAGCCCAGCUGGAGCUAGGAACACUGGGGUCCCUGAGUGGAGUCCCCGGGAGCCACUUUGGUCCCUCUGUCCAGAUGGCAAUGAGGAGCAGGCAGUGCUUCAUGUCCAGGGACCCAGGACUUUCUCCCAUAAGGACCAGCUGUGGCUGGGUUAGGACCCAGGUGGACAGUUGGGCACUGACCAAGUAUCUCUAUCUUGAGAUCCUCGACCUGGCUGCUGUCCUUCAGCCCGGGAGGGGGACAUGGCCUCUCAGAGCCAGAGAGCUCCCCCUACAUCACUGCUCCUGGGAGCCAGCUGCCAAGCUGGGCCACACACUGGAAGCCAAUGUGUCUUGGGGGCCAGAUACUGUGCUAGAUUCCGGCAGAAGUACCAUGAACAAGGCAGCCACCAGGACAUUGGGAAGACACAUUCCCCCUGCCCAGUGAUCUGCUCAGUGCUGAAUGAAUAGCUCUAAAUGGACAUUCAGACCUGUGCGGACUCAGGGAGGGCUCGAGGGACUGGGAGGAACAGAAAGGGCCUCUUGGUCAAGCUCUGAGGGACAGAAAAGAACUGGAAGUGCUCUGGGUAGGGGCCCAGCCUGAGCAAUGGCAUCACAAAUGCAGUCUUAGCCCACUGUAGGAGAAAAAGGCAAGAUGAGGCCCAUGUCGAAGGCUGCAGGCCGGAUGGAACACCAGCUCUGGAGUUAUUCUCUAGGAACUCUACUCCCUUGAAAUCAACUAUUACAAGAAACAGAGAUCCAAAGAGGCCUCCACCCAGUUCCCUGGGCUCAGUGCCAUGCAAAGCAGACACUGACUCCAUAACCUCUGUUGGUAUGCAUCCAGGCCAGGCUCUGCUGGGCAGAGAUGCCUCAACCAAGGGUGGCUGGUGGGUGGGUGGAGGGGCAGAGAGUACUGAUGGCAGAGGACUUGGUGGGCUGUGGGUACCUGGGAUGAUGCAAUGGAAAAGGAGGCCCUUGGGUAGAGCCUGGUAGCAGUGGCAGCAAAGAAGGACAGCCCAGAAAGCUGCAAUAUGAUGGGAUGUAGGGGGAGGUUGGAAAGGAAGGGUGGCUUGAGGGGCAACCAGAGAAGUUUGCAUAGCUGACUGGGAAGAUGGUGGCUCUGGAGCAUGGUUUUAUUCGGUGUCCUGAAUUAAGUUCCCUAGAAGCAAAAACUGAGACAGGAUCCUUGGGUAAGGGGUCUGUUGGAGGCAAGCCCUCCGAGCACUCACUGGGAAAGAGGGGCUCACAGGGCCAGGGUAGCAAGCCUAGCAAAACACGGCUCCAGCCUCAGCCUGGCAGCUAGAGAGAGCGCUGGAGGGUGGAUGACACCCUGGGAAGUCCUGCCCAGAGGCAAAGGGGAUGGGCUGCUACGCUCCCACAUACAACAGUCUUUGACCAUCACCCCAGCCCCAGUUGAGCAUGGGUGUGCAUGCCCUUCCAGGGGACACUGGCCAAGGCAGUUCUCAUGCACCAAAGGCAGUCCCAGAGAAGCAGCAGUUUCCUGCCCUUCACUGCUGAGGGGGAAGUGAAGUCUACGCAGCAGCAUUUGUACCCAAGGGGGAGAGUGUGGGCUCCCAGGCUGACUGCCCAUUUUCCUUGACCCUAGUGAACUAGAGAGACCCAGGCCCAACCAGUGACAUGGUGGGAGGAGGCUGGCUAGAACAGGGGCCCAGGGUGGACAAGGACCAGAGGCAAGACUAUAGCCAUCCCCAUCUGACACAGCCAUGGCCCAGCCCUGAGGCCAUCCUAUCUACCCUGUGGCCAGUACCAGAAUGUCCAAGGGCCAGGGGAUAUGCAUGGGUGGGUAUGCAGUCUGGGAGACCCAAACUCUUCUAAUCCAGUGACUAAGCAGUGCAGGCCAGGUACUCUCACCUUC
Messenger RNA from Tupaia belangeri chinensis (Chinese tree shrew), 3450 nucleotides. It is a transcript of the gene SYT12, whose product is annotated as synaptotagmin 12. The coding region runs from base 256 to 1521 and encodes 421 amino acids. Gene Ontology annotation, biological process: synaptic vesicle endocytosis; calcium ion-regulated exocytosis of neurotransmitter. Lineage: Eukaryota; Metazoa; Chordata; Mammalia; Scandentia; Tupaiidae. The record is from RefSeq and is a predicted model, not a curated record. Gene Ontology annotation, cellular component: plasma membrane; exocytic vesicle. Gene Ontology annotation, molecular function: clathrin binding; phosphatidylserine binding; calcium-dependent phospholipid binding. The transcript has 8 exons.